This is a messenger RNA of Solanum verrucosum, 2013 nucleotides long. RefSeq lists its product as uncharacterized. Bases 1 to 2013 code for a protein of 670 amino acids. The transcript is spliced from 6 exons. Gene Ontology annotation, biological process: DNA integration. Gene Ontology annotation, molecular function: nucleic acid binding. Lineage: Eukaryota; Viridiplantae; Streptophyta; Magnoliopsida; Solanales; Solanaceae. The record is from RefSeq and is a predicted model, not a curated record.
AUGGAGAAGUUUCAGGAUACUUUGGCUGAUGCGUGGGAGAAAUGUGAUGCAAUAGUGCACUCAUGGAUCAUGAAUUCUGUUUCGAAGCAUUUGUUAAGUGGAAUCGUAUACGGAUCAAGUGCCAGUGCUGUUUGGGAGGAUCUGAAGGAACGAUUCAACAAAAUCAAUCGAGUAAGAGUUUUCCAAUUGCAUCGAGAAAUCACCAAUCAUACACAAGGUACGAACUCUGUUUCUACUUAUUACUCGAAACACAAAGAGCUCUGGGAUGAAUACAACACUAUAAUUUCAACUCCUAAAUGUGACUGCCCAAAAUCCAAAGAAUAUGAUGAUCAUCUACAAGACCAGAGGUUACUUCAAUUUUUGAAUGGUUUGAAUGACUCUUUUGAUCAAACUCGAAGGCAAAUUCUUAUGAAAUCUAUAGCUCCCACUGAUAGACUUCAUGAUCCUACUAUAUUACAAGCUGGUAGAGAUCCAGGGUACAGAGGAAAGAGGCCUAUUCUGAGAUGUGAACAUUGUCAUAUGAGAGGUCAUACAAAGGAGCAAUGCUGGAAGAUAAUUGGUUAUCCUGAUGCUUUCAAACCUAGAGGCCGAUACAACUCUAGAGGAGGAAGUGGAAAUCAAAAUGCUAACAACCAGCACUCUGCUGGAACAAGCAUCCAUGAUAGUCACUUCACUAGAGGAAAGGCCUCAGGAGAUGCAAAUGGCCAAUACUUCACUGAAACACAGUAUCAACAAAUCUUGCAUAUGUUGAGCAAGGAUUUUGCAGAUGGCCAACAGGCAACAAAUUCAUCAGGUACUAUCACAUGUUUUCAUUCAUACAUUCCACAUAGUGAAUGGAUAGUUGACUCUGGGGCUACUCACCACAUUACAGCUAGUUUAGAAAACCUGUUGAAAUAUGAGGAAGUAGAAAACUCCAGCAAUGACAAAAUAUACUUGCCUAUAGGUGGUAAGGAUCUAUUCAGUGGCAAGGUGAGGGGGAUUGGUAAGGAGAAAUGUGGCUUGUACAUCUUCAGAUCAGGAGGUGAGAGACACAUGAAACAAAUAAACAAGUACUCUACAGGAAUAAAUAUGACAGCAACAAUGGAUACUACUUCUGGAAGCUAUCAUACUUGGGCAUCCAUCUUUGUCAGUCAUGAAAUGGAUACAUACAGCAACCUUUGGGGACCUUAUAAAACUGCUACUCUUAAUAAGAAAUCUUAUUUCCUUACUAUUGUUGAUGAUCAUAGCAGAUUUACUUGGGUAUUCUUGUUGCAAUUCAAGUCAGAUGUCAUAGUAGUAUUACAAGAUUUUUUGUCUAUGAUAAAAACUCAAUUUGAUGCUGCUAUCAAAGUCAUAAGGUCAGCUAAUGGCACUGAAUUUUUUAAUUCCAAAUGUAAUGAGUUGUUGAACCAACAUGGGAUUGUGCACCAAAGUAGUUGUGUACAUACACCACAACAAAAUGGCAGGGUUGAAAGAAAACACAAACAGAUCUUGGACACAGCUAGAGCUUUGAGGUUCCAAGCUGAUAUUCCCAUAAGAUACUGGGGUCUAUGUGUGAAGGCUACAGUGUAUCUCAUAAAUAGACUUCCAUCCAUUGUGUUGCAAGGCCAUACUCCCUAUGAAGUUCUGUACAAGAUGAAGAAUCACAUUGAUCAUCUAAGAGUAUUUGGUUGCCUCUGCUAUGCUACAAACUUAGUCAAGCAUGACAAGGAUGUUCAAUUCAGAGAAACCACAUUUCCUUUCAGGAACAAAAUAUCUGCAGUCACACAAGAGAAUCACAUGCUGGUUGAACAUGAGUUGGUACAAUUUUCUCCUCUAACAACUGUUCCCAAUGAUCAUGUAAGUGUAGAACCUGCAGAGCCUAUUGAGUCUGGUGGAGCUGUAAUCCUAGAAACUCAAGAUGUUGCUAUACAUGGCAUAGCUAGUCAAGAACUUGUGGCUAAUAACACACAAGAUACUGAUGUUAUGACAGUUGAGCAUGUGUUUGUGGAUGAUGAUACAUAUGACAAUGCUAUGAUUGAAGCUCAAGCUUAG